GCGAGGAGAGUGUGGAUGGAGAAUAGUAAGUUUAAUCCCGAAAAAGUUGGGCGCAAAUCUGGAGAGUAUCACCCCUCGCUUUGGGGUGAUUAUUUCGUUACCUGCAACCCAACAUUUUCUUCACAACAGAAGUCAUGGAUGGAGCAGAAAGUUAAAGAAUUGAAGGCAGAAGUAAAGAAAAAACUACAUAGUACUACUGAUUUACAUGAAGGUAUGAGUUUGAUUGACGCAAUACAACAUCUCGGAAUAGACUAUCACUUUGAAGAGGAGAUCGACGAGGCAUUAGACCGCCUCUACAAUUCGGAGUUAGAAUGCUUCGAUCUUCAUGAAGUUGCUCUCCGAUUUCGGUUGCUUAGACAGCAUGGAUUUCGUGUCUCUGCAGAUGAGUUUACCAAGUUCAAAGAUGACAAAGGGAAUUUCACUGAAACCUUAAGGAAUGAUCCUAGGGGCUUAUUGAGCCUAUAUAAUGCGGCUUAUCUCGGAACUCGUGGCGAGAACAUACUCGAAGAAGCCAUUUCAUUUGCGAGAAUUCACUUGGAAUCUAUAGCAAAUAACUUGAAACCUCCACUAGCGAACCAAGUAUCGCGCGCACUUGUGACGCCAUUGUCGAGGAGCGUGAAGAGGCUAGAGACGAGAUAUUACAUAUCCGACUACGAGAUGGAGGAUAAAAGGGAUGAUACUAUAUUUGAGAUUGCAAAAUUUGAUUUUAAUUUGUUGCAAUCUCUUCAUUGUGAAGAGCUCAAGAGUAUCUCUUUGUGGUGGAAAGAUUUAGAACUCAAAGAUAAAUUAUGUUAUGUACGGGAUAGAAUCGUCGAACUCUACUUCUGGAUUUUAGGAGUAUAUUUUGAGCCUCAUUAUUCUCGUGCACGCAUGAUAGCCACAAAGGUGGUAUCAUUUGUUUGCAUUUUAGAUGAUACUUAUGAUGUCUACGGCACUUUGGAGGAGUGUCGACUGCUCACCGAUGCAAUACAAAGGUAGUAUAUAUGAC
This is a messenger RNA of Ananas comosus (pineapple), 988 nucleotides long. RefSeq names its product alpha-humulene synthase-like. NCBI's taxonomy places the organism in Eukaryota, Viridiplantae, Streptophyta, Magnoliopsida, Poales, Bromeliaceae. Gene Ontology annotation, molecular function: magnesium ion binding; terpene synthase activity. The transcript is spliced from 4 exons. The record is from RefSeq and is a predicted model, not a curated record. Bases 16 to 978 code for a protein of 320 amino acids.